UGCGCGCGCCCCCUCCCAGCCUCCAGUAGGUUCUAUUUCUAGAAGCGGCGCGGGGGCGGGCAGAUUUCUCUUUGUUCUAUGUACCUGUUGAAAGCGCGUAGGGGCCAGGCCGCCCCGGGGUAGCGCGCGCAGGGGUCCCGACCCGCGGCCUGGCACCAGCCCUAUAUAUAAAGAGGUCUGAGCUCUGCCAUCACACUUUUCCGAAAUCCGUCUGUCGUUCAAUACCAGCCGCGAUACAAUAUUGAUCAAUCGCGAGUGUAAUUUAGUAUCGACGUCAAUCAGAGAACAAAGUAGGUAAGUUGCACGUAUUGGUUAAAAAAUAAUUUCACAUUGUUAUUGCGUCCUAGCUCAUCAUGGCAGCCGAUGGUAGAAAGCGAAGCUCCAUGGCUAGUUUACCAGCGAUAGAAGUUUUACAAAGAAAUGUCUUUAAAGUUCCAACACAUUACUCAAGGAAACCGCGCGUUAUUCCCUUUCAUCUACCACACAGAAAAUUACUGGAAAAAAUUGAAUACACAAAAGAGGAACCCGAGCCGCUGACUGGGUUUGCGGCAGCGCAAGAGGAGAGGUUCAAAAGAGAAGUCAAACCGUCGAGACUGCAGUUAGAGCCACUGAAAGUCGACGAAAACAAAAAGAAACAGACUAAAUCAAAAGUGGUACUUAUUGAAGAGGAGUGUCCAACAGAGGACCCCCUAAAGAUCAAACCGAUCGUGGCCUCCCAGAAUGAAGUUAUAGCUGAAAUGAGAAGGCACCCUGAGCAAGGGUUCAUAUACAUGAUAUAUGUCGUGCCCCCAGAGAAUGUGUACUUCACUCCGUACUAUCUUAAGGUGGUCCCAUACGACCAAAUCGACAAACACAACUACUUCACGCUCAGUCCGUGCGGCGUCACUCACUACACCAACGAAAUGGUCUUCACUAAGCUAGAUGCGUGGGAGCAAGAGUACAACAUCUUCGUCAAACUAACCGAGAUAAAGUUCUUCAAUGUUUACCGUUACUGGAAAGCCUUCUACGUAUGGAGGAAGUCUAUAUUGUUUAGAAAGUUCAGCAAAAUGCGCAAUAAAUUGGCUAAGAACCUUUUCACACUGACUCCGGUGCUUGGGAAGGCUCUGCUGAAUAUUCAGGCGAUGUGUUGUGAAAUGUACAUGAAGAGUUUUGCCGAUGUGACAAUAGACAUGGAUACAGCUUUCUUCUAUUUCAUUGAACUGCAGAUGAAGCGCGUGGAAAUUAUGCGUGAAACGCUUACGGAAUACCGCUCAGUAGUCUUGGAUUUAGUCACGGCGGCUUGCCACGCGGCGCUUUAUCUACAAGGGUUUAUCUACGACGAUAGGAACAUACCACCGUUCCAGGUCAUCCGUGGUAGGCCCACUGGCGGAAUGUCUUACACUGAGAAAGCGAAUAAGCGGAAGUACUGCGAACGUUUGGCUUGCUUCAUCAAGCUCGUGGACUACAUGACCAACUAUAUGCUGUACCGUCUGACGCGGAGGUCCAACUACAUGUUAGCGGGUCUGCUGAGGGUCCACUACGGCUUCACUCCUGAGCUCAGCUUGCUGCAGGGCACCGCAGUAGACCAGGUCUUGGAGGCGGUGCCGAGAGACACUGAUACUUGCCAGUGGGCGUUGUUCCAAGUGGACGCAUACGUGCUCCCGACCGGCGAAGUGGAACUCAACCCGAGCGAGAAAGUCAUAUCCGAGUACAUGGACAAGAUCACCAGCUACUGGGACGAGUUCGUGAGAACUUUCCGCAACUACCUGAACGACGAGGGUCUACAGAUAUUCGUGCAGCCCACGAUCAUGGGCAAGCAGGUGGACUGGUCCGCCGGAGUGGCCCCGAACCUCUACUUCCUGAUGCAGCAAGACAAGCAGCUUCUAGACGACAUUGAGUUCAUCCCGCUGUCCAUAAAGCUGGCUUACGAGUCUGUGGGCGUAUUCCUGGGUCGCAUGCAAGGGUUCAUGGAGAACUUUAGAGAUGCCCACGAGAAAGAUGUGGAGGAGAUCCGUCGGGAGAGGGACUUAGCUGUGUUCAGGGCCCUGGCGGAGCAGUACAUCAGGCAAAUGGAUCAGAUCGAAGAGCUGGUGAGCUACCAACCCUUGGGCCUGCUGUUCCUGAGCCUGGUUCCCUUCCAAGAGCUGUUCCGGCCGCAGCCGCGCCGCCUGCUCGACGUCAUCACGAAUGUUACUCCUGAGAUCGGCCACGAGUGCAUAGAAGAGAUCGUGUCCGGCAUCAAGGCCGUCAGAGAGGACAUAGACAAGGAGCCGGAGACUGCAGCCGAGCUGGUGGCGUUCCACUUCAUGUUAGAAGACCUGGAGGGCCGAGUGGCUCAGCUCGAGGACCGGCUCGAGUAUCUACGGGAGCUGUACGACAUGAUGGCCGAGUUCAACAUGCCCGUGCCGCCCGACGAUAUGACGGAGUACUUGGGUCUGAGUGUGAUCCUGGUGUCGCUCCGGUCGUCGUGCGACGCUCGGCUGGAGUCACGGCAUCUCCUGGCAGACAAGUUCGCGAGCCAGAUCGGGAAAGACAUCAUGGCUCUCAUGAUGGAUGUCAAUGAACUGCGGGAGCAGAUUGUUCAACCGUGGUUGUACGACGACAAGUCCAGCAUGGAGAAGGUGCUAGAAGCUCUCGACGAACUCAACGAGAAGCUGGCGGCGUGUACCGAAAGGGACAAACAGAUCAGAGCCUGGCAGAAGAUAUUCAAGAUUCCUCCGGCGCGGCUGGAGCAGCUCGAGGAGGCCCUGGCCGACGUGAAACUGCGACAGAUGCUCUGGAAGUCUUCCAAGGAGUGGGAGGACCUUCACAACUCGUGGUACGACGCAGAUUUCCACACGCUAGACAUCGAAGAAAUACAGAACACAACGAUGAACUACGCCAAAGUGUUCAACCAGCUCGACAAGGGACUUCCCCCCAACAAAAUUGUACCCCGAUGCAAAGAAACCAUCGAUGAUAUUAAAGAAAAGCUCCCAGUGAUGUCCUACCUCCGCGACCCGGCGCUCAAGGCGCGCCACUGGGUGCUCAUUGAGGAGAUUCUCUCCACUAAUCUCCCCGCGGACGAGGCGCUGUCGCUGCGGCGGCUGCAGGAGCUGGGCGCUUUCCAGCGAGCCGACCUGAUCGAGCAGGUGGCGGGGCGGGCCGGCGGCGAGGCCCGGCUCGAAGCACUGCUUAAGAAGGUGGAAGAGAUGUGGGCAUCGCUCGAGUUCCCCGUAGUCCAGCACAAAGAUGCCCGUGACGUCUACAUCUUAGGUGGCCUGGAAGAAAUCCAGGCGUGUGUUGACGAGAGCAACAUACACGUCAGCACAAUACUAAGCUCCCGGAACUGCGGACCAAUCAGGAGCCGAGUUGAGGAGUGGGCGAGGAAUCUUGAGUUGUUUUCUAAGACUGUGGAAGAGUGGUCUCAAUGCCAGCAGACCUGGAUAUACCUGGAGGUGAUAUUCUCUGCUCCGGACAUGCAGAGGCAGCUGCCCAACGAGACCAGACUGUUCUCGAUGGUCGACAAGUCCUUCAAGGAUAUCAUGAGGAAGGUUGCUAAGAUGCCGCUAGCCAUGCCGGCGGCCACGCAGCCCCAGCUCUACUCCACGCUCCUACGCAACAACGAGAUGCUGGAGCAGAUCAGCAAAUGUCUGGAGGCGUAUCUGGAGACCAAGCGCGCCGCCUUCCCGAGGUUCUACUUCUUGUCUAAUGACGAGCUGCUGAGUAUACUCGCACAGACUAGAAACCCGCACGCAGUACAACCGCAUCUCCGCAAAUGCUUCGACGCAAUAUCCAAACUGGAGUUUGGGGUCAAAUUGCCAGAGUCAGAAAUGGAGAUCGCAGAAGAUGGCACAUUAGUCGAGAGAGAGAUGUCAUUUACUACUAGAGACAACCUACAAGCCAAACUAGCUCUUACUGCCAAGCCCGAGGAUCUCACCACUGAUAUUGUGGCUAUGCUCUCGCCUGAAGGAGAAAGGGUUUAUUUAGGGAAGGGUCUAAAAGCCAGAGGCAAUGUAGAAGACUGGCUGGGUAAAGUAGAAGAGGCAAUGUUCUCAUCAGUUAAGCGAUGUAUGAAGUAUGCGCUCAAAGAUUACGCGGCCAAAGCCAGGGUACAGUGGGUCAAGUACCAUGCCAAUCAGAUAGUCCUAGCAGUGUCUCAAAUCAUGUGGGCUAAGGGUGUUCACGAGAUAUUCGCUUUAGAGAUACCUCUCCGUAUCGACACGGGUCUAAUAAGUUACUUGAAGAAAUGCGUAGUGGACUUGAACGACUUGGCCGCUUUGACGAGGCAGGACCUGUCACCUUUGUUCAGGAGAGUCUUGUGUGCGUUGAUCACCGUGGAUGUCCAUGCUAGAGACACGGUCGAGCAUAUGGUGGAAAAACAUGUGCAGAAGUCCACGGACUUCGAAUGGCUGAAGAUGAUCCGCUACUAUUGGGAGGAGGACAUCGACAACUGCGUCGCUCGCAUGUCCAGCUCCAUGUAUAUCUAUGGACAUGAGUAUUUAGGCGCUGCAGGUGUCCUAGUAAUAACGCCUCUAACCGACCGCUGCUACCUGUGCCUCAUGGGCGCGCUGUCGCUGGAGCUGGGCGGCGCGCCGGCGGGCCCGGCCGGCACCGGCAAGACGGAGACCACCAAGGACCUGGCCAAGAGCCUCGCCGUGCAGUGCGUCGUCUUCAACUGCUCUGAAGGUCUGGACUACAAGAUGAUGGGUCGUUUCUUCUCCGGGCUGGCGACGUCUGGCGCGUGGUGUUGCUUCGACGAGUUCAACCGAAUAGACGUGGAGGUGCUGUCCGUGAUCGCGCAGCAACUCAUCACCAUCAGAAAUGCUAAGGUGGCUAAAUUGACCAGGUUCAUGUUCGAAGGGCGCGAGAUCAAGCUGGUGAAGACAUGUGCCACCUUCAUCACUAUGAACCCCGGGUACGCUGGUCGCACGGAGCUGCCUGACAACCUGAAGGCUCUCUUCAGGCCUAUCUCCAUGAUGGUGCCGGACUAUGCAUUGAUCGCAGAAGUGAUACUGUACUCGGAAGGGUUUGAGUCUUCGAAGGGGUUGGCCAAGAAGAUGGUUCAAAUGUACAAGCUGGCCAGCGAACAGCUGUCCAAGCAAGACCAUUACGACUUUGGCAUGAGAGCUGUGAAGAGCGUGUUGGUAAUGGCGGGUGCGUUAAAGCGCGCGUCCCCGGACCAAAACGAAGAGAUGACUCUGCUGUGUGCACUGAACGACAGCAACCUGCCCAAGUUCCUGUCGGCCGACGCGGUGUUGUUCGCCGGGAUACUGUCGGACCUGUUCCCGGGCGUGGCGCUGCCAGCCCGGGACUAUGGCGUCAUGGAGGAUACUAUUAAACAAGUGGCUCUCUCUCGCAAGCUCCAAGUAGAAGCGUGUCAGACGCUGAAGGUGAUCCAACUACACGAGACCAUGGCCGUGCGCUGGGGGGUGAUGUUAGUCGGACCCACUGGAGGGGGGAAGACUACUGUGCUUGAUAUCCUGGCCGACACCUACACCAGCCUCCACGAGAGGGGAGUCCCGGGAGCCGCGAACCAGCCGGUACACAAAUACGUGAUGAACCCCAAGAGUCUGACAAUAGGAGAGCUGUACGGGGAGGUGGACUUGCAGACGCUGGAGUGGCACGACGGGGUACUGCCGCUGAGCUUGAGGACCGCUGUGCAGUGCGAAGACAAGGACCACCAAUGGCUGAUCUGCGACGGGCCCGUGGACGCGGUGUGGAUAGAGAACAUGAAUACCGUGUUAGACGACAACAAGAUGCUCUGCCUCGCCAACUCCGAGCGGAUCAAGCUCACACCUUACGUGCACAUGCUGUUCGAGGUAGCCGACCUAGCGCAAGCCUCGCCAGCCACGGUCUCCCGUUGCGGCAUGGUCUACAUAGACCCGGACUCGCUAGGCUAUCUACCCUACGUACAGUCCUGGAUAGACGCCAGUGUGGAAGCCAAUCUGUUCACGGAAGAAUACGCGCCGUUUGUCUAUGAGCUGUUCGAGAUGGCGGCAGCGGGGCUGAAGCAUGUUAAUGCGAAGUGUAGUGUUGGGAUUCGGCAGGUGGACAUAAGCAAAAUAACCGCCAUGACAUGUCUCCUAAACUCCCUUCUAUCGGACCCUGGCGACCGUCUCCCGGACAAGCAAGCAGUGAAGACGUUCUACGUGCAUUGCUUCAUAUUCUGCUACGUGUGGUGUGUGGGCGGAAACGUGGUGGAGGGCAGUCGAAGGGGACUGGAAGAGGUGGUCAAGAGACAGUUUGAGGAGUUUGAGGAAGCUGAGUUUUUCCCUCACGGCUUCAACUUUUUCGACAUGUAUAUGGACACAAAACAGCGGCGACUGAAGGUGUGGGCCGAAAUCAAACCUGACUUCGAGUACGACCCGCUCCGUCCAUUCUUCGAGACGCUGGUGCCGACUAUAGAUACGGUCCGCUACGGGUAUCUGUUUGAGAAGCUGCUGAGUGUGAACAAGCCUGUUAUGAUCACCGGUGAUACUGGUGUCGGUAAAACAGUGAUAGUGAUAGAAAUACUGAAUCGUAUGGCUGCAACUGGCCACUACAUUCCCGUGAUACUGAAUUUCUCUGCUCAAACGAGUAGCCAACGGACACAGGAAGUGAUAGAACAGCGGCUAGAGAAGCGCCCGCGCAAGGCGAUAGGCGCGCCCCUAGGGAAGAAAGUACUCAUUUUCAUCGACGACGUCAAUAUGCCUCGUCUCGACAUGUACGGCGCACAACCCACCAUUGAAUUGUUGAGACAGUACCUAGACUACUCCGGUCUCUACGACCGCGCCAAGCUGCACUGGAAGGCGGUGCUGGACGUGAGCUUGUGCUGCGCGUGCGCCCCCCCCGGCGGCGGGCGCCAGCCGCUGUGCGCGCGCUUCGUGCGCCAUUACGCCAUGUUGAACAUAUCGCCGCCCAGCGCUGAUGCACUGCAUACCAUCUUCAAGGCGAUCCUAAAGGGCCACACAGAAGACUUCGUGACAGAAGUGUCGUCCCUCUCCGACAACAUCGUGAACGCAUCGGUGGAAGUGUAUCAGAAGAUAUGUGCUGAGCUCCUCCCGACACCUGCCAAGUCUCACUACGUGUUCAACUUGAGGGACCUGUCGAAGACCAUGCAAGGGGUGCUACAGGCAGAUGCUGGCUACAUGAGGUCUCCUACUGGCAUGCUCAGACUGUUCUACCACGAGUGCAUGCGAGUGUUCCACGACCGGCUCAUCUGCGUCGAAGACCGGAGCUACUUCCUGCACCUCAUGAGCGGCGUCUGUCAGAAGUACUUCCAGACUCCAGUCCUGGAUCUGCCGGAUGAGGCUGUCAUAGAGCAACCGCCAAUACUGCUGUUCGGAGACUUCAUGAAUCCCGCGCAACCGAAAGAGAAUAGGGUGUAUGGGGAGAUCAAUGAUUUGGACAAACUUAAAGUCGUUUUGAAGGAAUACCUUGACGAGUAUAACGAGACAGCUCGGGCGAAGAUGCAUCUUGUGCUUUUCCAUGACGUGAUGGAACACGUGGUGCGAGUGUCGCGGGUGCUGCGGGCGCCGCGCGGGCACUGCCUGUUGUUGGGCCGCGGGGGCGCCGGCCGCCGCACUGUCGCUACGCUAGCUGCAAGUCUUAAUCAGUGCCGAUGCAUGGGCCUCGAGCUGAAGCGCAACUACGACACACCAGAGUUCCAUGAGGACGUCCGCGCCAUGUGUCUCCGCGCCGGGCUGUCCGGCGACGCGGUCUUCCUCUUCACAGACACGCAGAUUGUCAAAGAAGAGUUUCUGGAAGACGUCAAUAAUCUGCUCAACUCAGGUGAAGUGCCAAACCUCUUCGACGGAGACUCCUACGAGCAGAUUCAAAAUGGCUGCCGAAGUGACGCGGAGAAGGCGGGUAUAAACGGCGCGGAUCGCGAUGCAAUCUACUAUUACUUCAUCAAUAUUGUCAGAUCUAGGCUGCAUCUGUGCAUUUGUAUGAGCCCUGUCGGUGAAGCUUUCAGACGCCGCUGCCGCAUGUUCCCCUCGCUGGUGAACUGUUGCACCGUGGACUGGUUCACCAACUGGCCGCCAGAGGCGCUGCUAGCGGUGGCGCAACAGUGUCUACAGCCGCUGAAGGAUAAGGACAACAUAGACAAGAUCGCCAAGAUAUGUGUCGUCAUGCAUCAGGACGUGGACUUGUCGACGGAACGUCUGCAACAGGAGAUGCGGCGCUUCUACUACGUGACGCCCAGCUCAUACCUCGACCUGCUGAAGCUGUACAUGAGGCUGCUGGACGCGAAGCGACAGGAGAUUAUUAGUGGCAGGGAGAGGGUCUCUGUUGGCUUGCAGAAACUGUACGAGACAUUCUCAGUAGUGGGCGUAAUGGAGGAGAAGGUUCGGUCCAUGGAGCCGGUGCUGGAGCGAGCAGCACAACAGAGCCGCGAGCUGCUGGUGCGGCUGCAGGCCGAGCAGCGCGCUGCUGACGCUGCGAGACAGGCCGUGCUGCUGGAUGAGGCCGAGGCCAAGGUUAAAGCGGAAGAAGUAAAAGAGAUAGCUGACGAGGCUAAGGCGGACCUAGCUCUAGCUAUGCCGGCUAUGGAGGCCGCCCAGAAUGCUCUGAAAGCCCUCAACAAAGCGGAUAUCAACGAGCUGAAAGCGUUCGUGAAACCACCGACCCUGGUGCGGUUCGUCAUGGAACCCGUGUGCAUAUUGUUGGGAGGAAAGCCCGACUGGGACUCUGCCAAGAAGCUGCUAGCCGACGUCAACUUUAUCAAGAACCUCGAGGAAUAUGACAAAGAUCACAUUCCUGAUGCGAUGCUCAAGAAACUCAAGGCGUACCUAACGAAUAAGGACUUUAACCCAGAUACCGUCGUCAAGGUGUCGAAAGUCUGCCGCUCCAUGGUGCUGUGGGUGCAAGCCAUCGACAUGUAUGCCAAAGUCUUCAAAGUUGUCGAGCCCAAGAUUAUUAAACAUAAAGAAGCGGCGGCCGAGCUGAAGAGUGUGAUGGCAGUUCUGCGCGCGAAGCAGAAAGAAGUCGAGGCUAUUGAAGCCGCGCUUGAGAAAAUGAAGGACGAACUUAAGACGGUCGAAGAGGAGCGGGAGCGGCUGCAAGCGGAGUGCUCGCUAGCUCGGGCUCGCCUCUCUCGCGCCGGCCAGCUCACGCACGCGCUGGCCACCGAGCAGGCGCGCUGGACCAGCAGCGUGCAGAACGCCACAGCCCGCCUCUCCUGCGCAACAGGCGACAUGCUGGUGGCGUCAGGCUUCGUGGCGUACGUGGGGGCCCUCCCGGCGCACUACCGCGACGAGAUGCGGCUGGCGUGGGGCGCCCUCUGCAAGGAACUAGGCGUGCCUAUUAGUGGGAGUCUUGACCUGGUCUCGAUAAUGUCGGACGAGUACACGGUGGGGCGGUGGCAGGCGCAGGGGCUCCCACGGGACGCGGUGUCGGCGGAGAACGGGCUGCUGGUCACGAGCGCGGGACGCCGUCCGCUCUGCAUCGACCCUCAGGAACAGGCAAACCGCUGGAUCCGCAACAUGGAGACCCCGCACGGGCUGCUCGUGACGUCACUCUCCGACCCCAACUACUUGCGAGUGCUGGAGCGAGGCAUCCGUCUGGGGCUGCCCGUGCUGAUCGAGCAAGUGCCUGAUACACUGGAGCCCACUCUAGCCCCCGUGCUUAUGACGCAGACUUAUACACUGGCCGGCCGUCUGCUGAUCCGCUUGGGUGACUCGGACAUAGAAUACGACCCGGCGUUCCGUCUGUACCUGACUACCAAGCUGAACAACCCCCACUACCUGCCUGAAGUCUGCGUGCAGGUCACGCUCGUCAACUUCACUGUGACGCAACUGGGGCUCGAGGAGCAACUGCUUGCCGACGUAGUGCGUCUAGAACGGCCGGAGCUCGAAGCUCAGCGUACGGAGCUCAUAGAACGCAUCAACGCGGACCGCGGCACCCUGAGACAGCUCGAGGACAAGACGCUGCGCCUGCUGAACGCCUCCUCGGGGAAUAUAUUAGAUGAUGAGGAGCUGAUUGAUACGCUUAAUGAGAGCAAGGAAACAUCCGAAAUAAUCUCCGUGCGUCUAGAAGAGAGCGAGUCGACGGCGCGCGUCACUGCCGCGGCGCGCGAGCGGUACCGCGAGGCUGCCUCGCGAGGCGCCCGGUUGUACCUGGCCGUGGCGCUGCUGGCGGACGUGGACCCCAUGUACCAGUACUCGCUGUUGUACUACAACCAGGUGUUCAACCAAGUGAUAAUGACGAGCGAAAAGUCUGACAUCCUCGAACAACGCCUGGCGAUCCUGCUGAGAGAGAUAACUCUCGCAGUCUACCGCAACGUGUCUCGCGGCUUGUUCGAACGACACAAGCUCGUGUUUAGCUUGUUGCUGAACAUGGCUAUAGUGUUGAGUAAUGGGGAAGUCACGCAGGAACAGUGGGACUUUCUGUUGCGAGGCGCGGCUGGGAGUAAAGUGGUGCCUCCCAAGAAGCCUCCCCUAGAGGCCAUGACAGACGGCAUGUGGCUGGCGGUCCAUCACCUCGACGAGAUGGAGCCGCGCUUCGCCGGCCUGGCGCACGACUGUCUCAGGAAGAUACGUGUGACUGUGGGGGCGUUCUCUGUGGACAUCCACAUCGACAAGUCCUCGUCCUCCCCACCAGCUAAGGACUGGAACUCGCUGCCUCCGUUUCACAAGCUGAUGCUGCUCCGGUGUCUUCGUGAGGAGAAGCUAGUGUUCGCAGUAGCACAGUAUGUAGCCGCCAGCCUCGGGCGGCAGUUCGUGGAGAGCCCGCCGGUGCAGCUGAACACCCUUUACAAGGACACAUCGAGCUCAACCCCGCUAGUCUUCGUGUUGAGUCCUGGAUCAGACCCGUUCUCAUCGUUCCAGCGGUUUGCGGAGGAGGCGGGGAUGCGCGGGCGAGUCGCCAGCGUCUCACUCGGGCAGGGGCAGGGCCCGGUGGCCGAGAAGAUGAUACAGGCUGCCCGGGGGAAGGGCGACUGGGUGUUCUUACAGAACUGUCACCUGGCCGCGUCAUGGAUGCCGACGCUCGAGCUCAUAGUGAUAGGCAUGACCCAGGACCCUGGCUCGCUAGACCCUGGGUUCAGACUGUUCCUCAGCUCCAUGCCCACGCCAACCUUCCCCGUGGCUGUGCUGCAGAACUCUGUCAAAGUAACCAACGAACCGCCCAAAGGACUGAAGGCCAAUGUGAAGAGGUCUUUUGUGGACAUGGACGUGGAUUUCUUUGAGAAUCAUGUCCUCGGCCAAGAGUGGCGCACACUCCUCUUCGGCAUAUGUCUGUUCCACGGCGUCGUGCAAGAGCGCAAGAAGUUUGGCGCCCUCGGCUGGAACAUAGCGUACGAGUUCAACGACACCGACCGCGACUGCGCACUGAUGAACCUGCGCAUGUUCUGCGAGGCCGGCGUGGUGCCGUGGGACGCCCUCGAGUAUAUUACCAGUCAAAUAACCUACGGCGGUCGAGUGACAGACGCGUGGGACCAGCGUUGCCUCACCACAAUAUUGAAGAAAUUCUUCUCCCCGCCUACCCUCGAGGAUGACUACACCUACUCGCCUUCCGGGGUGUAUUACUGCCCUAGGGCGGAAAAAAUAGUGGACUAUAGGAAGUAUAUUGAUCGGUUACCAGAUAUUGAAGAUCCGGAGGUGUUUGGCAUGCAUGAGAAUGCUAAUAUCGCUUUUGAGCACAAAGAAACCUGGUCCCUCAUCCACACAAUCCUGCUGGUCCAACCUCGCAGCGCGGGGGGCGCGGGGGACGCGGGGGACGCGGCGUGGCGCGUGUGCGACAGCAUACGAGCCGCGCUGCCGACCAGAGUGGACGCGGAGAAGAUCAGCCCGGGGCUGUUGGAGACCGAUGCUAUGGGACAGAUGCACUCUCUGACGACGGUGCUCCUCCACGAGACGGAUCGCUUCAACUCGCUGCUGCGAGUCAUCCAUUCCACGCUCAACGAACUGCAGAAAGCUAUUAAGGGCGUGGUGGUGAUGUCGGAACAACUCGAGGAAGUGUUCGCUUCAUUCUGCGACAACCGCGUGCCGGCCCCCUGGCGGCGGCGCGGGUACAACUCGCUCAAGACGCUCGGCAGCUGGACCCACGACUUGGUGCUGAGGAUACACUACAUUGAGAAGUGGCUGACCGAGGGUCUCCAGCCCAGCAGCUGGGUCUCCGGGCUCUUCUUCCCGCAAGGCCUGCUCACGGGCGCGCUGCAGGCCUACGCGAGGAGGUACCGCGUGCCCAUCGACGCGCUCAGCUUCGACUUCGUGCCGACCAGGGUGUUUGUCGCACAGGAUGAUGUGUAUCGGCGGGAGAAGGGGGAUAAGGCGUCGGCGUCGUCAACAGCGGUAUCAUCACCGUCGGUUUACGGCGGGCUGGCCCCGGCGGCAGACGGGAUCCACGUGCACGGGCUGUUCCUAGACGCCGGCCGCUGGGACGCCGCGCGGGACCUCCUGGUUGACCCGCUACCAGGUCAAAUGAACCCUCCCCUGCCAGUGUUCUGGUUCAAGCCGGUGCGUUCUCUCCCGAAGCCCGACCCCCGCUACGAGGCCCCGCUAUACAAGACAGCGGAGCGGGCGGGGGUACUGUCCACGACGGGUCACAGCACCAACUUCGUACUGGCUGUCCUACUGGCCAGCGCGCAGCUGCCCGACUACUGGAUCAUUCGAGGCACGGCGCUGUUGACGCAAGUUACUGAUUAGUGUUGUAGUGUUGAGGCUGAAGGCUAGUAGGCAAAAUGUUGGCCGUAAAGUGAGUUAGCGGUUUACUAUACCGAAUGGUGACGAUACGCUCGCUAGUCUAGUAACGGGCGAACAGUUUACCUACUAGGAACGCAGCCUUGACUUGCAAAUUAUUCGCCUGCAUAUAGCCUGAUAUUGCAUAUUCGUUCGAUGUGAAUAUUAUAUUGAGUUUGUAAUCGAGCUUUCUUGACUUGUAACGUGCCUACCAUUAUGUAUGUUAAUAUAUUAUGUAUAUUUAGAUAAUGAAGUUACUUUGUAGGAUUUUAAUAUAAAUAUUA
Molecule: messenger RNA, 12901 nt
Organism: Plutella xylostella (diamondback moth)
Lineage: Eukaryota; Metazoa; Arthropoda; Insecta; Lepidoptera; Plutellidae
Source: RefSeq, a predicted model, not a curated record